AAAAUAAGUCGCUUAAAAAAGUGGCCAAAUUUUGUGUGUUACCCUUCUCUGGAUGUAACUUUCUUUACGGAAGGUAGAUGUAAUGUAACUUUCUUUAGUCUUUAUAUAUACCUCCUGCAUUUCACACACAAUUUACCACCAAACAGUCAAGCACAACCUCACAAGCACGCACGUUCUCUCUCUCUCUCUCUCUGCAUACCAUUUUCUUCAUCCUCCGUCAAAAUUUUCGAGUUUCCUUCUACCCAAAGAUUCCCUCUGUGUUGCAUGGCAGUUCAGUUGCUGACCCAUGAGGUGGCUGACAUCUGUCUCGGCAAACCGCCACUCAGGUCUCUUUCUAUCUCCGCCACCGUCGGCGAUGCCUUGGCCGCCCUCAAAGCCUCCGAGGACACCCAUAUCAGUGUAUGGAGCUGUGACCACUCCAAGAACAGUUAUGAUUCUGAUGACCACUGUCUAUGUAUUGGCAAAGUUUGCAUGGUUGAUGUCAUUUGCUAUCUCUGCAAAGGAGAAAACCUCUCUUCCCCAUCCUUGGCUUUGAAAUCGCCACUGCCUGUAUUGCUCUCGAAGACCCAUGAUCUGGUGAGGCACGUGGAACCCUCUUCGAGUUUGUUAGAAGCCAUUGAUCUCAUCCUCCAAGGUGCUCAGAAUCUUGUGGUUCCAAUAAAGAUCAACAUUAAAAACAACCCAAAAAGAAAACAACUCCUCCAAAAAUCAUCAAUUAGUCCCACCACUCACAAUGGCAUUGAGUUUUGUUGGCUUACCCAAGAAGAUGUGAUCAGAUUCCUCCUCAGCUCAAUUGGUUUUUUUUCACCCAUUCCCACCCUCUCCAUCGAUACGCUUGGCAUAAUUAGUACUGAUUUUUGCGCUAUUGAGUACGACUCCCCAGCCUCAUCAGCAGUGGAAGCCAUUUCUCGCUCCCUUGCUGACCAAACUUCUGUUGCGGUGGUUGAUGGUGAUGGACUUUUGAUUGGUGAGAUCUCUCCUUUCACCCUCGCCUGCUGCGAUGAGACAGUUGCAGCCGCUGUCACGACCCUCUCUGCUGGGGAACUCAUGGCCUACAUAGACUGCGGAGGUCCCCCAGAGGAUUUAGCAAGGGUCGUGGAGGCGAGGUUAAAGGAGAGAAAGUUGGAGGGAAUGUUGGAGAAAUUUGGGAUUCCUCAAUCUAGCAUUCCCUCCAAUAGCUCCUCAUCUUAUGAUGAGGAGUUGCCAUCCCCACAAACGACAUUGCCGAGGUCAGGGAGGUAUAGUAGGUCUAGUAGCUACUCGGCAAGGAUGGUAAACAGGGGAGAGGCCAUAGUGUGUCAUCCAGGGAGUUCUCUAGUGGCAGUGAUGAUUCAGGCGAUUGCAUACCGUGUGAAUUAUGUUUGGGUCACCGAAGAGGAUUGUACCUUGGCUGGAAUUGUUACAUUUUCUGACAUGUUGGAAGUUUUUCGGGAACAUUUAGAGUCCGUGGCCUAAGAAGAUGACAACCUCGGAGUGAAGCUAUGAUACUAUUCAAUGAUAGUGAAGGGGAAGAAAAUGCAGAGCCAAGUUGUGAUUGUGAGCCAAGUUAUUUGGUUGUGUAUCAGGUCUGAUUAUGGAUUUGGUCAAUUGUGAUCUUGCUCGGAAUCAUUUUGAUUUCUAUUUUUAUAUCAAAAAAUUGCUUUCGCGCUUAUAAUAAUAACAGAAUAAAAGACACAAUUCAGGCACGGACAGAUUUCAUUUUCAUCAGUCUCUAUCUAUCUUCUUUCUUUGAGCUUGUGCAAAAAAAAAAAAAAAUUUUCUUUCUUUGAGAGUGUUUGCCUUUAUUCUGGAUUUUUGUUGCUAUGAUCACUUCUAUCUGUAAGGACACAACAAAAUUGUACAGAACAUUAUUUGAUGGAGUCCUGGUGAUCUCACCUUAACCAUACCUUAGGCUGAAGAAUUUCUUUAAUGCUUCACUUUAGCAGGCUCUAUCAACUGUCAGAUAAGAGUAGACCCCUUGGGCUGUGCCUGCAAUAGUACUACUGUUCACCUGGCCUCUCGGGUUGUGAGAGUUUUUGUUCUUGCGUAGACUAGGUGAUGGCGUUGAGCAUUCUUCUUAUGAUUUGUUCAGUGCCCU
Messenger RNA from Ilex paraguariensis (yerba mate), 2077 nucleotides. The record is from the annotation of a GenBank genome assembly. Lineage: Eukaryota; Viridiplantae; Streptophyta; Magnoliopsida; Aquifoliales; Aquifoliaceae.